CACCAGAAGAACAUUUAAAAACAUAGCUUUAUAAAAAUCUUUCCCAGCAGCCACUUGGAGUAUUUUUUUUUUCUUUGUGGAGCGGGGUCGUUUAUCUGAGGACUUGGGUUUUAUAUUUCACUCAGCUACCGUUGACUUUUGUCACACUGUUGUGUCAGUAUAAAAACCUACUUUACAAGUCUUUUUUUCGUCAGAAAAGAGGAUUACGCUUUGAAGAUGUCCGUGGCGGGCUUAAAGAAACAGUUUUACAAAGCUAGCCAGAUGGUGAGCGAGAAGGUUGGUGGUGCUGAGGGAACUAAACUGGACGAGGAGUUCAAGGACCUCGAGAGAAAAGUAGAUGUGACAAAUAAAGCUGUGAUAGAAGUCAUCUCUAAAACAUCAGAGUACCUGCAGCCUAAUCCAGCAUCUCGUGCAAAGCUCUCUAUGUUGAACACCAUGUCUAAGAUUAGAGGGCAGGUGAAGAGUCCAGGUUAUCCACAGGCAGAGGGGCUGCUGGGAGAAUGCAUGGCAAAGUUUGGCAGAGAACUCGGAGAGGACACAAACUUUGGUGGUGCUCUAGUUGAUGUUGGUGAAAGUAUGAAGAGGCUAGCAGAGGUGAAGGAUUCAUUGGACAUUGAUGUCAAACAGAAUUUCAUCGACCCUUUACAAGGCCUGGCUGACAAGGACUUGAGAGAAAUACAGCACCAUUUGAAAAAGCUCGAAGGACGCAGGCUGGAUUAUGACUAUAAGAAGAAACGUCAGGGGAAAAUUCCAGAUGAAGAGGUCAGGCAGUCUCUGGAGAAAUUCCAUGAAUCUAAGGAGGUGGCUGAGAUCAGCAUGUACAAUCUUCUGGAAACUGAUAUUGAGCAGGUGAGCCAGCUGUCGUCACUGGUUGAGUCUCAACUGCAGUACCACAGGCAGGCUGUUCAGGUCCUGGAUGAGCUCUCUGACAAACUCCGAGACAGGAUGAAAGAAGCUCAGUCACGUCCUCGUAAAGAGUAUGUGCCCAAGCCCAAGCCUGUAAUUGACUUUGGAGACACAAACGAACAGUCAAACGGUGGCUUCACCCCAACAUCUGCUCCACCCAUGCGCAAUGCAGCAGCUGAGCAGCCGUGCUGUAAAGCGCUCUAUGACUUCGAUCCGGAGAACGAAGGCGAAUUGGGCUUCCACGAGGGUGACAUCAUCACUCUGACCAAUCAGAUCGAUGAAAACUGGUAUGAAGGCAUGCUGCGUGGCCAAUCCGGAUUCUUCCCUCUCAACUACGUGGAGGUGAUCGUUCCUCUGCCACACUAAGAGGUCUUCGUUGAGGAAAAGAGGGGGAGAGAGAGAAAGAGCGAUAAAAAAGUGAAAGGGAGAAAGCUGGAGGGAAGUGAGGGAGGGAGAAAGGAACCAGUUGAAGUCAUCUUGGUCUUCAUCCUCACCACAUUGUUGCCGUUGAUCCAAAUGUACCUGUACUCUGGCACUUUUACACAUUGAUUUAUUUUUUGAAGGAGGGAACUUUGGGAAAUGAUGACCUUUCACAUUCCAGGACUGACUGACUGACCGGUUGACUGACAUAUGGACGGUAUAACCUGGUGCUUAAGCUAAAAUUUCAGACACACUAACUCGCUUCAUUGUCCAGGUCUUUUAAUAAUGUCUCAUACUGUUUGUGCUGCAUUAACUGAAAAGAAAUGACUACAGACUAUGAUGUCCCUGUGAUAAAAUUAUCAUGCUUUUAAAUAGUAGACAGGCUAUUCAUAAUCAGUACAAAUUCUCAAUUGUUGGAUUGUGAAAAGUUGCGUUUUGACUCGACUGGUCCCCUUACUGUCCCUGCUGGUCAGGCUGCAACAUUGACCUUCCUCAGAUUAAGGUGAAACUGCCUUGUAUCUGUGAUGAGCACUGUGGGACUGUGCGUACAGUGUCCCAAUGUGCAGCAAUCCUGAGCCACAGACCUGUAGAGAGGAAUUAGUCCUUUUGUACGCUCCAUAAUUUUAACAUUUUUCUAUAGCUAUUUGUCAUCUAAUAUUUUUUCAUGUAUAUUUUUUACAAGAUAAUAGAAAUUAGACGCUGAAUUGCACCUUGCAUUAUGUCGUAAAGGUGAGCUAAAACACCUAAGGGAUGUGUUGCGUCAGGUAGAGAGGGUUUUACUGCACUACAACUGUUUUGAAACACUUUGCACCCCCUUUCAACUUCUAACUCACUAAGGGCGGCAAACAAACCAUUUACACACUGUUUUCUGAAGGAAACGGCCAAAUAGUUAUUUAAAUGGAAAUGCCUUCUUCCAGCAGCCUGAAUAAUGGAGUCUUCCUCUCUCUUUCUCCUCUUUUGAUGUCAGUUUAUGGUAGUCUCUACAUCUGAUGCUGCUGGCAGUGUCCCAUUAUUUCAGGUGUGUAUAUGUGGGCGUGUUUAGGGUGGAUGUUUGCUCAUAAGCCCCAUAUUAAAGUCUAAUUAACACAGAAUAUUUUGACAUUAAAAAAUAAAUCUUCCCAUCUUCAGAAAUGAAGGGAUGGUGCUACAUAUCUUGCUCUCCCCCAUCAUUGGCAAUGUAUUUUUAGAGCUUUAAAAGUGGUUGAAGAUCUAUUUUCUUCAUUACUCAUUGUUUUUAGGAUGUUUUUUCAAAUACUGAACCAUCACACUCCAUAAAAGCAUGGACCUACACGCCAUCCACCCCGACUCCAAGUCCGGUCUGGAUAGAGCACCUCUGUGUCCUUUUCCGCUCAACAUCGGUUUACAUGUCUUGUCCACGGUUUGUUUUGCUCACCGUAACAGACCGUUGUAGAUGUGCUGAAGCAGACAGGCUACGAUCACUGUUUCAAUGUGAAAAAAUAGUUUUAGUGCCUUUUCAAUGGCAAGAAUGGAUCUAGAAAACCAAACAAAACAAUUAUGAUUUUCGAGCUAAUAUGUAGUUUUUGUCUGUCCUUUUUCUUUGUUUACAAAGGGCUUGUUGGUUUCAGUAUUUGGCAUGAGCUGUGACCAGAUGUACUUUCCAACACUACAACUUUUAAGAAAACAAAUGUGUUAUUUCAGUCUAAUCGAAUGAGGGUACCAGAAUGAUUUUCAUAAAAAUAAAUAAUUCUGGUACUGUUCUUUUUAGUAUUAUAUAUAUUUUUUUUAUAUGCAUACAAAACCAUUCAACCUUUUUAUUAAUGAUUUUUGCAUGUUAGUUUAAUAGCAGGCUGAUGUAUGUUGUAGUUUUAAAGUCUCUUGUAUGUUUCAGAUUUAACUGCAUUAUAUUGUUAUUCUUAAAUAUCCCAAACCCUAAAUAUUUGUAUCUUAUUGUGUCCACUCGUCUUUAAGUAAAUAAAUUCAAGAAAGUACUCCAUUUGUUUUACUUGUGUAUGGUAUCUGUAUCCGUUUCUUUAAUUGUAUGGUAAGAAAAACAUUGUUACGAGGUUAGAAGCCAGAAGCAAAUGGAAUCGGCACAUUUCAUUUGUUCCAGUGUAUAUUUUAAGGUAUUCAGCAGGUAAAAGGCAUUGUUCCCAUAUUGCGUAGUCAACAUGGCACGAAUCUAACCACACAAACGGAUAAAUACUAGCCAAAAGAGAGAGAACUCAAAGUACCCAUCUUCUUCUCUUUCCUAACUACCCACCAAACGUUUCUACCACAGAGGAAGACAAGUUUCACAGCACAGAUAUGGCAGAA
This is a messenger RNA of Sinocyclocheilus rhinocerous, 3600 nucleotides long. Its product is annotated as endophilin-A2-like. The coding region runs from base 217 to 1272 and encodes 351 amino acids. Gene Ontology annotation, molecular function: protein binding. Lineage: Eukaryota; Metazoa; Chordata; Actinopteri; Cypriniformes; Cyprinidae. The record is from RefSeq and is a predicted model, not a curated record. The transcript has 9 exons. Gene Ontology annotation, cellular component: presynapse; cytoplasm; glutamatergic synapse. Gene Ontology annotation, biological process: synaptic vesicle uncoating.